ACAGAUAGAUUUGUAUCGGGGAGGGCACUCAGGCUCUUCAGUAUCGAGGCUUAAAUGAAAUAUGUUGCUGAAUUUGUUGAAGAUUCGAAACGAUUACUUUCUUUUCCCCUUUUGCUGGGAAUUCCCUUUCUACUUUUGCUAAAGUCAACACAAGUUAAUUAUUUGACUUCGUAAUCGGUUAAGUAAGCUUCUAUUCAAAAGCUACGGGUUGCGAAGUUGCAGUGAAAAAGUAUAACGAAAUUAUUUGUGCUGAUAUUAACAUUACCGUGAACUUCAUUACACCAUCAAAGCUGUAGCUUCAUAAUACUGUUCUGCUUACGAGGUUAGAAAGUGAUUUCGAGGCUAACAUAAUUGCGAGGAUCAGCGGCUUCCGAUUAUUCCCCACCUGUAGUGAGUGCGCAACGAUCAAUGAUCAUUUCAUUCCGCAAAGAAACUUACAAACCCAGUGCCGUACAAUGAAUAUAAGUACCUUCUAAACUGACCCCCCAAUUAUCUCGAACAACAAGUCAAAAAACGCAAAACAUUCAGCAGAGGCUCUGAUCUUUUACCCCUAUGUCAAGGGCAUGAAAUAUUCACACGGUGAAAUUGCCUAUGGUGAAGGACACAGGCCUUUUGUUGUGCCUCUUUACAGUGAAACAAAAUUUUUUUAGCUUUUAUUGAUAUCAGCGAUUUAGUUUAGGUUGAAUUUAUUGGUUUUCGAUUGGUAAUAUUUUUUACACGUUUUUUGGAUAUUGGUAUGGAAAUCGAUGGCUGAAUUAGGACGUUUUCAAAUGACAUGACGUUGAAAUAUGAAGAGGAGAAAGACUUACUCACAAAAAAAACUUGUAAUGCAGAUGCUGAUUUUCAUAUUACUGGCGUGGUUUUCAUGUCCUGUGAAUGCUGCUCAAAAACAGAAACGCCCAAAUAUAGUUUUUAUAGCAGUCGAUGACCUAGGUUGGGAUGAUGUUGGAUUCCACGGAUCGCCUCAGAUACCAACACCAAAUAUCGAUACACUCGCAAAAAGCGGAGUUAUUCUAAACAGUUAUUAUGUGUCACCGUCAUCUUAUGCUACAAAAGCAGAAUUUAUGACCGGGAAAUAUGCCACAAAAUUAGGCGUUCAACAUGGAGUUCUUCAUAACAUGCAGCCCGCUGGACUUCCAUUGGCAGAAAAAAUUUUACCCCAGUAUUUACGGGAUGUUGGCUACAGAUGCCAUGCAGUUGGCAAGUGGGCGCUGGGUUUCUACGCCAAGGACUACACGCCAACGUACCGAGGAUUCGAAACAUUCUACGGCAUGUGGAGCUCCUCCGGCGCAGAUUAUUUCACCCAUUCUGCUUUGGACUCUGCUUAUGGCCUCGAUCUUAGGCGGAACCUAGAGGUUGUGCGAAAUGAAACUGGACAUUACAGUACAGAGUUAUUCACAAAAGAAGCAGUUAAUGUAAUCAAACGUCACGAUGGGUACCAGCCCUUGUUUCUGUAUGUCUCACAUCAAGGUGUUCAUGCUGGAAACCCAGAUGACCCUCUGCAAGUCCCCGACAGAUAUACAAAGAAGCUGAAAUACAUCAGAAGUGAAAGUAGGCGAAAAUAUGCAGGUAUGGUCGCUGCUUUGGAUGAGUCAGUACUGAAUAUUACCAUCGCCCUUGAGGAAAAGAAACUCAUAAAUGACACUAUCAUUAUUUUUACAACUGACAACGGAGGAGCAGCUGGUCACAUGGAACUGAAUGUUGCCUCCAAUUAUCCACUGAAAGGAGGCAAAUUCACUGUAUGGGAAGGAGGCAUCAGGGCCAUUGGGUUCGUCUACAGUGACCAUCUUGCUAGUUCAGGUCGUGUUAGCACAGACUUGAUGCACUCAACAGAUUGGCUACCAACACUUCUGCGAGUAGCUGGUAUUGACAAAUCAGUUACAGGAAAGAUAGAUGGUAUCGACAUGUGGGAUAUGAUAUCUGAUGGCUACGGCUCGAAGCGUUUUGAGAUCUUUCAUAACUUUGAUCCACUUCAAAGCAACCAAGCUGCUCUUCGUGUUGGUGACUACAAACUGAUCGUUAACCAAGAUGUUGGGUAUUUUGGUGACUGGUAUCCAAGACCCGCUGAGGUUGGAGAGCUGGAUAACCUAACAUCCUCAAACGCUCCUGUGCUGGCCGUUCUAACUUGUGAUCUUCGGUACUCACAUCCAUAUCUUCUUAUGCAUGCGCCUCCGUGCAAUCCAAUGAAAAGGCCUUGUCUUUUCAAUAUCAAGUGGGAUCCAUGUGAAUAUCACAAUUUGGCUGACUACAUGCCUAAAACAAUGCGAGUCUUACUCGACAGGCUUGUGUUUCACCGGACAUUGGUUGUCCGUCCAUACUACCCUGCCUAUGACGUCAAAGGAGAUCCAGAGCACCAUGAUGGUAUUUGGGGAUUCUGGAGAAAUGCUACAUUGGAGUCACUGGUUCCAAUGAUGAAAGAAAAACGGCCUAAGAUGAUUGGAAACAAGACGUUGGCAAGGCCAAAUCAUGUUUUGCCAGUUAAGCAUUCUCCCUAUUCCAGUACAAGAGCGACUAUCAGUCUCUCCCCUGAAACACUGAGUAUUACAGCUGCCGAUGAUCGUAACACGGUAAUAGAAAACAAAGUUACUAGGAGUAAACAACCAACCAUUCCGGAUGAAAAGAAUGUUAAAGAGGUCUUCGAUGUCGUUAGUGACUCAGGCGAUAUUGUAAACAUGGCUGUACAAAAUAGAAAUACAACAAGAGUUAUAAAUAAAGACUAUUUCCAUAUGAAUGACCAUAUUAUAAACAGCAAGUCGUCAACAAAACUCGCUGAGGCAGGUCAGACAAAUGUGAUAGAAGUUAAAUCAAACGAUACUGCUCCUAGCCCAUACCAAAGUAUUGUUGCCACAGACAACAGUCAGACCUUACGCAAUAAGACCUCUUCUUCAACUACUAUUGAAGAGGAUUAUCUUACUCAGUCUCACAUUCAAGAUGAGACGCAAGGAACAAAGGAGACUUUCGUUUAUUCAUCAGGACCGGCACCCACCCAACCACAACAGCAACAGUCAUACGUUGGGACCUACAUGCAACCUACCAUUUCACCAGUAACAGAGAACAUGACAAUCACAGGCAUGCCUGAAAACACAAGUGACGCAAACGGAAUUGGCAAGACAGCAAUGCCAGACCCAGAUCCACGCUUUGCAUCAGCAACAGGGAGCAUAAAAAUUUCUGGAGACCCAAGCAAAAGUAACGGUUAUAUUUUGAGUAAAGCGACGGCACAUGGAAAAUCAUUAACGCAUCUCAAUGUCUUGGAUGGUGCAAAGCAAACAUCAACCGUUAAAUAUGAGCCAAAUGAAUCUGAAGGAAAAGGCUCUACUGGCAAGAAUCUAAAUACCAAACCGUCUGCAACCGGCUCUUCAGCUUCUCCAUUCACAGAAUCAGGUCUGUCAUUCUUACCACGUCCGUCUACCAACACAUUAACUUCAUCUUUCAAGCCUUUUUCAUCGUCAGGUACAAACACAGCUGAACAAUUAUACAAGAACCCUUCUAGCUCUGGUGCUCCAGCUGCAGCUACAUCGCCAGCAGUAGCAGCUCCUCCUCCUCUUCCACCACAAACCCCUCCACCUCCACCUCCUCCCCCACCACCUCCUCCUCCACCUCCACCUCCUCCUCCACCUCCUCCACCUCCUCCACCGCNCACCACCACCACCACCACCACCUCCGCCACCACCACCUCCUCCACCACCUGCAUCAUUACCUCAAGCACCACCAUCGCUACCUCCACCACCUCCCCCUCCUCCGCCACCUCCUCCACCACCACCACCUCCUCCGCCACCACCUCCUCCUCCUCCUCCACCACCACCACCACCUGCUCCGCUACCUCAACAGCCUAUAGCUCAAUCGCCACCACAAACCCAACCAAUUCAGCCUCCCCUUCAACCACCACCUCCUCCACCGCCACCUCAGAAACAGCUACCACCACCUCCACCCCCUCCAUCUCCUGCAGCUGCAGCUGCUUCUCCUGCACAAACCACUGCACCUGCCCUUUCACCUUCUUCUCAGCUGCAAUCAUUUCCUCUACGUCCUGCUGUCCCUGUGGCACAGUUCAGACCAGCUUCAAAGCCAGCACAGGCAUCCAAACCGGCUGUGCCAAAACCAAAGGAACAGCCAGUACAGACAGUCACGGUGAACCAAAUGACGAGACAGAAAAGGCAAAAAAGCUGCCUAAGCCUGCCCCAUUGAACAAUCCUCAAGUGUUUGCAGCUCUCAAUAAUGAUGCAAAUGCUGAUGGUAAACCAAAGGAAAACGGAAUCUUUCAAGACCUAACCAUGUUAACCAACGUUAAUACCAUCCCUGGGAACGUUAAGCCUGGACAAAAAAUUAAUAACCCUAUUGUUGCACCGCAAUUCAAUAAACCAAAGAAGCCUGUUUAUCAGAUGGCACCAAAGGUUCCUGGAGGCCAAGCUGCACCAACGGGCGGAAAGAGCUCAAAAUCUGGCUCUGGAUCAAAAUCAGGGUCCACUACCGAAAGCGAGACUUCUGUCGGAAGCAUGGGAGAGACAGGAACAAAAAUUGGCGGAAUCAACGAAAUCCUUUCUGCCGAGGCACCAGAUGUCAAAACUAUAAACCCUGGACCAGACCUUGCCUUCUUGGAUGCACCAACGACAAAAUCAGCAAAAGAUGAAACUGUCAAAAAUUUCAAAUCUGAUUCACUUGGAGAUUUUGAGUUUAGCUUAAAUCAUAAGGAUGUUCACAAUGAUUUGCCUGAGAGUGAAAUAGCUGGCUCUCGACCAUAUCAAACUGUAUCAGACCUAAUCAGUGACACAGGAAAGUCAGCUGAAUGCCCUGAUGGACGCAAUUGUAUCCAUAAGGACGAGCAAGAUGGAACGAAGGAUACAACAGAUGCUGCAGCUACUGUCGAAGCCACUAAGCAGAAAUCCCCCGGAAACGAAACUACAGUGAAGGCAAAAAAUAUGAUCACAGAUUGUAAGUUAAGAGGGGAUUGUAAGACAGAAGCAACUAGCAAAGAUGUAGAGAAAGCAAAAGGUGGAAAUCUCGCGCAGACAGCAAAGGAAGAAGGCCUUGCAAACGGAGAUCAGUUUAAACAGCUGGAUGAAGCAGAGAUCCAAAAGCUUUCUGCAAAAGAGAGGCUCCAUAAGUUCUUUGGUAGUAUCACUGUCGAUAAGAAUGUGUAUAAUGUCGUCGGAACAGCGGAAAUGGCAAGUGUAAAGACAAAGAGCAAACCAGAACCAAGCAAAACAGAAAAGCUGGUGGUAGACACGGAUGUUCGCAAGCAUAACAUCGGUUUCAACGUGUUGUUGCCAUCUCGUGUUAUCAAGCACUUUGCUGCUCCACGAUUUAAGGAGCAUUCAAAGCUGCUAGGUCCAAAAGGCAAAAAGACACAGGUUGCUAGUGGAGAGAAUAGUAUGAAAGUUCACGGUGGUAUAAAGAAAAUUACUGAUGCUAUCUCAAGUGCGAACAAAAGGAAAUUUGUGGCAUCGUUGCAAGAACCUCAUGUCGUCAUAAACAAAGCAAGCAUAGCAACAGUCGCAAAAGGAGAGAGUGGUGACAUUGGUGCUACCAAACCACUUCAAGGGCUUUUAUUGGAAGCGAAAGCAGCAAAGAAGACACAAGGAGAUCUUGGAGCAUCUGCACCUGGCAACACGGCACUUGGAACUGAUGCCAGUCACGAGGCAUCUGCCAGUAACACAGCAUCGAGUGCCGGUAACAAACCAAUACAAAACAACCUUGGCUCUAUUGUCACUUUGGUUGGAAAAGUGAAGGCAGAUCGUCUGAAUGGGAAGAAGCAUGCAAAAGCACAAUCGGAUAAGGCAAGCAAAGAUAGUAAUAGUACGAUAGCUGAUGGCCAUAAGAAAGAAGGAGUUAAGCAAAGGCCGGAUGUCAAGCACUUGAAACACAACUCAAGCGAAACAAACGCAGCUAACAUUGCGGAGACUGGGCCUAGUAAUUCUAUCAUCGUAUCAUCUGUAAUAGUUGUUAUAAUUGCGUCUUUCGUUGUUGUUGGCAUGGCAGUCGUUGCUAUAGUUUCAGUUGUUGCAAGAUAUUGUAGAUUAGGAAGAAGACUGGACGCUAGUUAAGACACUCUUACGUAGACAUUAGAUGCUGGGCAGAUGCCUCCAUGAUUUGUAUAAGUUGUCCAAUAAUAUCACAUGUUUGUAUCUCCUAAAUUUUAACUUACAUCGGAACAAUUUGAUAAGUUUGCACCUGGAACUCUCAGAUCAAAAAGUAAGAAAUUCCUGAUUUUCCAAAGAAUCCCUUUUUGUCAGUCGCAAAUCUCGAAAAUGGAGAGCAAGAAAUCUUUCGUGAAACUGAUUUUAGCUUAAGUUUCGAAACUGCUUUUUAUUUCAGAUUGUCUUAUUAUAUAUAGAGUUAUAUAACAUAACUUUGCCCUACAGAAGAAAUAAAUAGAAUAAAUGAGGAAUGAGUGAAGUAUGAGAAUUUAUGAGUGAGGUUUUAACGAUGCAUUUAUGUAAGAAUGAGUGAGGUUUUAAUGAUGCAUUGACCACAAUCAACAAGCUCUCGCAAGUAAAAAUGUACAAAAAAUUGAAAGCAGGUCACCCCUCCCCCCUCAGCUGGGUUGAAUGUAUUCACAGACUUGGUCCCUAGAAAUCUACUCCUUGGAUGGGUCUUUUCAUCUUUUCCUCUUUGAUAUUGUGUAUAGAAGUGAUUUUCCAUUUAAGAAAUAUAUCAAAACUUAAUAGGAUUCUUUAACUGUAAUUCAAGGUUGCAAAAUUUAGUUUCUUUAUUGAUAAGUGGAACAGUUCCAUCUUCUGCCAAUUUUCCCAUAUCUCCUUGAAUAUAUUUCUGCAGCCUUAAAGAUUAUACCGGAAUAGUAGAGACUUCACAUACUUCAAGUUUUAUGGUAGUAGAGACCUGAAUAGCAGAGACUUCACACUCAACAAAGGAAAUGAUUUUAUCUGUAAAGACGAGUUUUAGAAAUGUAAGACUUAGCUAUUCGGCUCUUGUGUUGAAAUGUAAUCUUUAUUUAUACUUGUUUAAUUUAGUGUCAUGUUCUGUGUUUCUUUAUUGUAAUUAAAUAUACUCUAUGAUGCUCUA
Rhopilema esculentum is the source of this 7017-nucleotide messenger RNA. RefSeq lists its product as uncharacterized. Lineage: Eukaryota; Metazoa; Cnidaria; Scyphozoa; Rhizostomeae; Rhizostomatidae. Gene Ontology annotation, molecular function: sulfuric ester hydrolase activity. The record is from RefSeq and is a predicted model, not a curated record.